AUUGCAUGAUCUCGAGUCUGCCAGGUAGGUCAGACAGUAACCCCCUCCCCAAAAACCCCCACUUAACCUCACCAGCGGCAGAUUCUCAGCCCCCACUCUGCCACUUCUCACUCCCACAUUUUGCAAGUUGUGAACAGAUGCAGAGAUUAUCUUACCCAAGCAGCGGGCGAGUCUAGACUCCCUAUACAGCAUGUGAUAGCGAGGGGUGGUCUACUUCGCCCCGAUACCUACUUAGGUAGGCAUGAUGUGGACAGCUAUCUAAUGCUGGGGCAGGUCGGUGUAAGCGUUCGCGCUGCCUGCCUGCCUGCCUGCCUGGCUUCGGAAAGCACCCGGGCCAGUGAAUCGCAUGAUGUACUGCUCCCAGUCCCUAGUCUCGUCGUUGAUUACCUACCAUCUGCUUUCCGGAUCAGUAAAUACCGAACCGACCAUCAUUCUCUUGGAAUUGAUCUAUUGGCAAUAGUUAAAUCACCUUUGUUAUGGGAACAGCGGUAAUCCAUACUCAAUUGAUCGCCAACCGGCCGUAUGAACAUCCUUGGUUAGUUAUUUUUAACGAGUCGUUAAGCCUCCUCCUUUCCUACAUGCUUAGCUGUGUCGUCUUCUUGGAGCCAACAAAAUGAGCUUAAUUGCUGGCCGCAAAAGACGCAUGGGGGAUGAAGAUGCCGAGCAGCAGUCGAAGCGAAUGAAACUCACCUAUGGUGACUAUACUAUUGGCUGGGUCGCAGCGUUGCCUGAGGAGUAUGCUGCCGCCGAGGCUAUGCUGGAUGAGAUUCAUGAGGAUAUUCCCCGAUCGCGGGGUGACCCCAAUACCUACACCUUUGGCAGGAUUGGAGGGCAUAACGUUGUUAUCGCAGGUCUGCCAAGUGAUGGAUACGGUACGGUGAAUGCUGCUACUGUGGCGAACAACAUGCACAGAACUUUUCCUUCCGUUGAAGAUUUCCUCGUCGUUGGAAUUGCUGGUGGCACCGGCCUUACUAAGAACGCUGAUGUGCGCCUGGGCGAUAUCGUGGUCGGCGAUCAGGUGAUCCAGUAUGAUUUAAGGAAAGAGCUUCACGAUCAGAAGUUCCAAACAAAGGCAUUUCCACUACGUCCUUCGGAGAGGCUUCGGACCGCCCUUACUAAAUUAAAAUCGACGCAUUUGAAGGAUGGAUCUAAAGUGCCGACUCUCAUUUGUGAAAUGGUCGCAGAAAAUCCCAAGAUGAAGAGCUUCGCAAACAGACGAUCACUCAAAGAUUUCCUGUUCCAUGAUACAUACAACCAUCCCGAACUAAACAACACCUGUGAUAAUUGCGACCGAUCAAAGCUUGUCAAGCGAAAACGGCGGGAAACCAACGAUCCGAAGAUCUAUUACGGUGUUAUAGCGUCUGGAAACUCACUCAUCAAAUCUCCAGAGAAGAGACGCGAAUUAGUAGAACAGUUUCAGGCACUCUGCAUUGAGAUGGAGGGCGCAGGAAUCAUAGAAAGUCAUCGAAGCUUGGUCAUCCGCUCUAUUUGCGACUACGCCGAUAGCCAUAAGAACAAAUCAUGGCAGCCUUACGCUGCGGCGGCCGCCGCCGCCUUCGCGAAGGAGCUCAUUCUCGCGAUGCCUAUCUCAGAAGACCAAGCAUCCAAAAUGGGUACGUGUAUCGCUGGAGGGUCAGAUUAUUCUCAGCUUAUGAAUAGUUCUUAGCUAGGAAGAGGAUGUCGUCAGAGGACCUGGAUGCCAUAAUGCAUUCAUUAUCCUUUGAAAGCAUUGUUUCCCGAGAAUUAAAUAUAAAGCCACCACAUGCUAACACCUGUGAAUGGAUUCUACACCACCAAGAUUAUGAAACAUGGCUGGAUCCUAGUGAGCAUCCUCGACACCAUCUACAGCACGCUGGAUACUUGAAUUGCCAUUUUUGGAAGGAUCUCAGCUCUAAAGACAUAUUGCGGGAGUGUGUCUCGGGAGCUGUUUUAGAAGGUGAAGUCAAGUCUGAAUUAACCUUAUCAUAGUAACCAUAUUACGGCUUAAUAUAAUAGAUCCCAGCUAUUACUACUUUUAUAGCUAAUAUUAGUCGAUUUUUUAAAUUAGCUACGAUAGCUUAGAUACUUUUUAUUGAAGCUUUAAGUAUUAUAUUUCCUACUAUUUCCGUAGGCGUAAAGGUAUAACGGCAUUUUAGCUAUUCUUUCUACCCUAUUUAACAUUAUUAUUAAACCUACGCUUCCUUUUUAGUUAUAAUAAUAUAGGUAUAAUAAAUAUAAUAAUAAAG
Xylaria bambusicola is the source of this 2225-nucleotide messenger RNA. RefSeq names its product nucleoside phosphorylase domain-containing protein. The coding region runs from base 614 to 1666 and encodes 350 amino acids. The transcript is spliced from 2 exons. Gene Ontology annotation, biological process: nucleoside metabolic process. NCBI's taxonomy places the organism in Eukaryota, Fungi, Ascomycota, Sordariomycetes, Xylariales, Xylariaceae. The record is from RefSeq and is a predicted model, not a curated record. Gene Ontology annotation, molecular function: catalytic activity.